Messenger RNA from Ophidiomyces ophidiicola, 2409 nucleotides. RefSeq names its product 6-phosphofructo-2-kinase (gene PFK26). Gene Ontology annotation, biological process: fructose metabolic process; fructose 2,6-bisphosphate metabolic process. Gene Ontology annotation, molecular function: ATP binding; 6-phosphofructo-2-kinase activity. The coding region runs from base 1 to 2409 and encodes 802 amino acids. Lineage: Eukaryota; Fungi; Ascomycota; Eurotiomycetes; Onygenales; Onygenaceae. Gene Ontology annotation, cellular component: cytosol. The record is from RefSeq and is a predicted model, not a curated record. The transcript is spliced from 3 exons.
AUGUCACGACACUCGCUCCUCGCCCGGCAGGCCAUUCUGUCCAACUUCUUCAAUGCCACCACCAGAAUGCACGACCAACUCGCGGCCAUCGAGAGCCCCAGCGACUCCACUUUCGGCCCCAGCAGUGACACCAGCUCUGCACCCUCUUGUGACCUGGAAGAAGACCCCGACCGUUUGAUGCCUCCGCCAAAAACCGUGGUUGGACGGGCUCUUGGCACCAACGCAGCGACAGGUGGCUUUUCCAGCGCUGCAGCGCCGGCGGGUGCUGGUAAUGCCCUGGCCGACACGCCGAUAUCCACCGCUCCCCCGUCGCCUCAAAUUCAUCCCUUCAUCUCUGGCACGUCGACUCCAAGCAAGCCGCGUGCCACCACCCUUGAUAUCCCCGGCCUGACCAAAUCCAAGGUCUCUCCCGAUGGCCGUAUCGCUCAGCGUGAUGUCGGCUCUAAGCUGGUCAUCGUUAUGGUGGGCCUGCCUGCCAGAGGCAAGAGCUAUAUCACGAAGAAGCUCUCCCGAUAUCUGAACUGGCUGCAGCACGACACCAGAAUCUUCAAUGUCGGAGAGCGUCGCCGUGUUGCUGCCAGUAGCGGGCCAGCCGACGGUGCAAAACACGAGCAAGAAAAUGAUCAUCACAAUUCCCAGAAUGCACCUGAAAACAGCUCUCAAGACGCCUUUAAAAACGACGCUGAACAAGAGCCUCAACCAGAAGCAAACAAGAUUAUUCAAAAUGAAAGCAAAAGCAACAAUGCUAGCAAACAGGACGCUGUAGGGGAGCUGCAUAAUGAGACUCAGGAUAUUCCAGUCAUCACGCUCCAAGACACCGAUGAAAACACGAUCAAAGAAGGCUUGAAGGCGCCGGCUUCUGUUGAAGAUGAGCUGAGAGAUUCAGUUCGCUCAGUUGUCGAUGAUGCCAAUUACACGCAAACCCCAGAAGUUCGUCGCCAGGUCGAAGCUACUGUAGCUAUUCCGGCUGCCAGAAUUCUGAUGGGUGGCAAGGCUCUAGAAGAUCCACGAAAGGGAUUACAAUCUGCAAGCCCAAUGACUGAUCUGCCUUCCACACCCGCUGAAACAAUCUCAGCUACCACAAACACCGAUAAAGAGAACAAAGCGGCGACCGCAAAGACUGAAGGCCAAGAACACGAAGUGAUGGACCAAUCUGCUGGCUUUUUCGAUCCCGAUAACGAACGCGCAUUGCAGAUUAGGGAAAGACUUGCCCUUCAAACCUUGGAUGAACUUCUUGAUUACAUUCUUGAGCAGGGUGGCAGUGUCGGUAUUCUUGAUGCAACUAACAGCACCCUGAAGCGCCGCAAGGCAAUUAUGCAGUAUAUCCGUGCCCGAGCUGGACCGGACUUGAACAUUCUAUUUGUCGAAAGCCAGUGUCUUGACCAAAAUCUAUUAGAGUCAAACAUGCUUCUAAAGCUCUCUGGCCCCGACUACAAGGGUAUGGACCCUACCGUCGCUUUGGCGGAUUUUAAACAACGCGUCAAAUUGUAUGAAAAAUCCUAUGUGCCUCUUGGUGAAUAUGAAGAGAUAAACAGCCUUCCAUACGUCAAAACGAUUGAUGUCUGCCGGAAGGUUGUUUCUUUUGAAGUGAAUGGCUUUCUUUCCUCGCAGGUUGUUUAUUACUUGCUUAACUUCAAUCUAUCCCCGCGACAGAUUUGGAUUUCCCGUCAUGGUGAAAGCUUGGAUGACCGUUCUGGUAAAAUUGGAGGAGACUCACCAUUGAGUGAUACUGGAAUAGCCUAUGCUGAAGCUCUUGCAGGUUUUAUUGGAUGGAAACGCUGUAUGUGGGAGCUUAACCUGCGAAACAAAGCUGAAAAAAGUCAUUUCCCGCCACGCCCUGGAGACAGCACACCUCCAAACCCACAACGCAGUACUUCCCAGGGCAUUGAAGCGCCUCGAAACUUUUGUGUCUGGUCAUCUAUGAUGCAGCGAUCAAUUCAGACUGUGCAGUUCUUCAACGAAGAACAAUAUGAUGUGAAGCAGAUGAGAAUGUUGGAUGAACUGAAUGCCGGCAAAAUGGAAGGCUUGACAUAUGAGCAGAUCCGUGCACAGUACCCAGAAGAGUAUGCUGCACGUCGCCGUGAGAAACUUCACUAUCGCUAUCCUGGUGUUGGUGGUGAAGGAUAUCUGGAUGUCAUCAACCGUUUACGAGCAGUGAUUGUUGAGGUUGAACGCAUGACAGAUCAUGUGUUGCUGGUUGGGCCUCGCUCUGUUGCAAGGAUUCUGCUUGCUUACUUUCUCGGGCUCAAAAGGGAGAUCCUGACUGACUUAGAUGUGCCCCCUGGAACCAUCUAUGCCCUGGAGCCUAAACCCUAUGGUGUGGAGCUCAAUGUCUUCCGGUAUAACGCGAAGACCAACUGGUUUGAAGAGAUGCCCAACUAUGAGCUGAAGCACGAGACCUACUACUAG